AUGAAGAAGACCCCGGGCGUACCCUCGGGGGCCGCCGGCUCGCCGCCGACGGCACGACCCGCUGCUGCCGCGGCUUCAGCCGCCCCAUCGACACCCUCGGUGCUGCCAGGCCUCCACCCGGGGGAUGCCCGGCAUGAGAUCUCCGCCAUCCGGCGGUCAAGCGGCCACUCCAGCGGCAACCAGGCAAGUCUUCUUCGUCUUUUCCCGUCAGUUAGCCUUUGGGUGUUGCGAGGUCCCUUGGUUGUGACCACCUUUGAUCUGGAAGCCUGUACCUCCCCCCUCGCCGGCAAAGGCGGGCGCGCGGCCGACAAUCGUGGGGACAGCACCCCUGACCGGAUCGUCGGCAAGAAUACAAGGGGUCAGGGAGGAGCACGAGCGGGUGGUCUCGGGAGUGGAUGUGUCGGCCAAGGGGACAACGCCGACAACGAGGAGGAGGACAAGGACGACAGCCCGGCGGGUGAGCCGGUGUUCCCCGGGGUGCGGCGGUUGCUGUACCGGGCAACCGACCCGCUCUUCUCGUCCCCCGCUGGCCCUUACCGCCUGCCCGCCCCCACGCCCCAGCAUCAGAUCAGUGGUGCGCAAGACGAGACCGCAGGCCUCAGCAGGGGCCCGCUGCCAACCCACCCCCCCGGCUCCCACCUCCCCGCGCCCCAACCAUCGGCGCCCUCUGCCCCCUCCGCCCAUUCCGCCCCUCCUCGCCUGCCCAAGAUUGUGAUCAAGGGCUCCCGCCCGGCCGCCGACGCCAACAACCAGCCCACGGCGGCCGAUACCAAGAUUCCGCGGGGUGAGGUGACCGUGCCCUCGGGCAACCAAGAAGCAUCCGCAGCCGCCGGUGACGAGGAGCAGGCUGGGCCAGCCCAACGGCGGAAGAAGGCGACGAAGAUAAAGUUGAUCAACCGGUCCGGGUCAUCUCUCGCAAUUCCCAAGCCCGACAACGGCGACUCUGGCGCGGGGAACGAGGAGGAGGAAGGGGAGGAGGAGGAGGCGGGCACCAAGAAGCCCCGUCCGAGAAAGCGGAGCGCCACUACAGCCGGCCACGCAAGCGGUGCGAAGCAGGCCCACGCUGCUCUUCAACACGACGAGCCCAGCGGUGUUUCAGCCGCUGUCUCGAACGACGCAACAAAGCCUACCACCAAGAAGCCCCGUGGCAAGAAGGCUGCUCCUGCCCCCGCCCUCCCACCCACCAGCGCGUUACAGCACCAGAACCAGAAUCUUGGUCCCAGUGAGCCCAGCGAUGCCGCCGAUAACACCCCAAACCAGGCGCCAAAACCCAAGAGGAAGUCGCGUGCCAAGAAGGACGCCCCUUUUCCCGCCAGUCCACCAAAUGAACUGGCCGGAGAGGGGCGCCCCUAUGGACCCCCUUUCGACGCUGUAGGGGGGCUUGCGAGCGGUGCUUUUGUGCAGCCGAGCCACGAUAACGACAGCCUUAGAGGACUUGCCCCAACUGGUCCAUCGCAUGGGUCGUCGGAACAAUCCAGCCUUGAUUACCGCCUCGCCGAGCCCGAUGCAUAUAAUCCCCCAGGCGAGCCGUUCGAGCACCUGAACCAAGCGGCGCCCGGCCUCGAGCUGUUUGAUGCCGCUCGCAUCAAUCCCGCAUUGGGUGCUCCGAUCCCCUUCCCGCCGCCGGACCCGAUUACAGCCCUCUUCCCGACCCUCACCCCCGGCACGGGACCCUGCAACCCGACCGCCCUGACCGCCGAGCCCGACAGCUCGAUCCCGCAGGCGAUCCACGAGGACAUCCGAGCCCUCGCACAGCAGGCCACGCUCUUCUCGCACACCACCGACAGCGUCGUCUACGCGCACGACGCGCUCGACAAUUGCGGCUACGACUUUGCGCGCGAGCCGCUGCGGACGCCCAUCCCGAGGGCCGUGCGCGGCGUGUUGGCGGGCCAUCGGCCGUUUGCGUUUCCGCGGUCGGGGGCGAAUCCGUUUAUGGGGGCGGAGGUCGCUGAUGGUGAGGAGGCGGAGGUGGGCGUGGGUGUGGGUGUGGGUGUGGGUGUGGAUGGGAUGAUAGAGAAUGGGGGCCCGGAGGGGAGGCCGCUUGUGGAUGGGGUGGUGGUGCCGCCGGCGCUGCCCGCAACGAUUCGGGGUGGGAUGGUGUUUGAGAGGGCGGAUAAUGUGCUACUGAUCCCGGCUGGGUGGAAGGGGGCGUUUACGCCGCCGAGGGAGAACGGGAGGGGGUUUCGGAGGUUCCCGCGGCGCGGGGCUAUUGCUGCUAGAGGGGGUGGGAUGGAUAUUGAACAGGGCCGUGGCGAGCCUGGUGCUGCUGCCGUUGCCGUCGACGAGGGGUUCAACGAUCGAAUGGCGUUUGAACGACGAGCCUACGUCGAGAUUGGCGGCGACGUGGAGGACGAUCUUUAUGGGAACAGCCAAGCCGGCAACAUCACGACAGAGCGGCAAGGCCCCGGGUUCGAGGAUAACACUCCCGUGGAUUUCGAGCACCCAAUAUACCCAGGAGCUGCUCCCCAACCGGCGAUCGGCGGAUAUAACGCUAACAACGGCUUUGGUUUCGCGGCGCCCAGAGAGAGACUGGGAGAGUUUGACGGGAACGGCUUGGGUGAUAACGCGAUCCUAAACCAAGGACUCGGCAUAACCCCAGCAGAGAUGGAUGCUACCCUCUCGGGCGGAACCGGCUUCCCUGUCCCAGACUAUCAUCCCAACAACUUAAACCAGCAGGCAGCCGCAUUGAACGACGACUUCCCCAUCCUGAAUGGCCAAGCCGCCGUGGCCGAGGGUCAACCCGCCAGCUUCAACGGGCUUCCCGCCGCAUCGAACUACAACUUCUUCAACAUGAGCGACCAAGGCCAGCCCAACAACUUCAACGAGCAGUCUGCUGCUGUCGAGAAUCGGUACGCGAAUACCUGGCCUAAUUUCGAGCAGAAACAGGCUGAGCGGUAG
Molecule: messenger RNA, 2898 nt
Organism: Chaetomium fimeti
Lineage: Eukaryota; Fungi; Ascomycota; Sordariomycetes; Sordariales; Chaetomiaceae
Exons: 4
Coding region: 1-2898 (965 amino acids)
Source: RefSeq, a predicted model, not a curated record